Eupeodes corollae is the source of this 1535-nucleotide messenger RNA. RefSeq names its product U3 small nucleolar RNA-interacting protein 2 (gene U3-55K). Gene Ontology annotation, molecular function: snoRNA binding; protein binding. The record is from RefSeq and is a predicted model, not a curated record. The coding region runs from base 107 to 1498 and encodes 463 amino acids. NCBI's taxonomy places the organism in Eukaryota, Metazoa, Arthropoda, Insecta, Diptera, Syrphidae. Gene Ontology annotation, cellular component: small-subunit processome. The transcript is spliced from 5 exons.
GUCAAAACAAAAACGAAUUUCUCAAUUCUCACGUGUACAGAAUAGCACAGUAAUUUUGUUUUAGAUUAAGCGCGUUUAUUUAAUUUGUUUAAUAAUUUCGUAAAAAAUGUCAUCUUUUUUCCUUAAAAACAAACCAAAAGCAUCCAAAAAACGAAAGCAAGAAGCAACAAAAUCAUCAAAAGCUCCCAAACAACUCAAGAAAACUAACCAUUCAAAAGAUGAUGAAGAAAUCGACAGCGAUGAUGCCUUCGAUAGUGGCGAGGGUGAAGGUGGUGGCACCAAUCAAAACUACUUGAGUGAUGAGGAAAUUCCAGAGACUGCCCAGGACAAACGUCUCCGUUUAGCUAAGAAAUACCUCGAAGAAAUCGAGAAGGAAGAAAAAUCGCGUGCCGAGGACAAAGAAGUCUAUGACCAUGUGUCACAUCGUUUGCAAGAAGAAUACCUCGAAAGUGUUGGCAAGCUACGUCGCCAAAUCGCCGGCUCAAUCGUCGGCUACAGCAAAGACAAAGUUCUUAAGCACAAAAAGCAAUAUCUUCCUAUCACAGCUUUGGCAUUGACUUCGGAUGGGAAGUUCCUUUUCACAGGCGCUAAAACACAGCAUGUCAUUAAAUGGGACUUGGCUACACUUCGCCCAAUGGGUAGUUUCGAUGUUCAACCACAUACCGAAGAUCCAGAUCGAGGAAUCAGCAGAAGAUCGCAUGUGAUUGCGAUGUGCCUGUCGACCGAUUCGAAAUUCCUAGCUCUCGCCGAAGGUGGCAAUAACAUUCAAAUCUGGUGUCCUCAGGAGUUGAAACACUUGAAAACCUUCAAAGGGCAUCGUGAUGUAGUGACAGCUUUGGUCUUUAGGAAGGAUACACAUGAACUAUACUCAGGAAGUAAAGAUAGAUCGGUGAAGAUUUGGUCAGUGGACGAGAUGGCGUACAUAGAGAGUUUGUUUGGACAUCAAGCACAUGUGACAGGCAUUGACGCUCUGUCCAGGGAGCGUGCCAUUACCUCUGGUGGCAUCGAUUGCAGUCUGAGAAUAUGGAAAAUAACAGAAGAAUCCCAAUUGAUCUACAACGGUCACCGAGGGAGCAUAGAAGGUGUUAAGUUUAUCAACGAUGAGAACUUUGUUUCCUGCGGAAAUGAUGGAUCGCUUUGUCUUUGGAGUGCACUGAAAAAGAAAUCACUUGUCACUCAACCCACAGUCCAUGGUUUGCAAACAAACGGUGAAGCCAACUGGAUAUCGGCCCUGGCUGUUGUGGUAAAUACGGAUCUGAUUGCUUCCGGUUCCUGUGAUGGCUUCAUUCGACUUUGGCAAAUGAGUGACAAUGGCCGUAAACUCACUCAAAUCCUUGAAAUUCCUGUGCCUGGAUUCGUGAAUAGUCUAACAUUCAGUUCUGAUGGCCUCAAACUGAUAGCUGGCAUAGGUCAGGAGCAUCGUUUGGGACGUUGGUGGCGGAUAAAAGACUCAAAGAAUCAAGUUUUAAUUAUUGAUUUAAAAACAAAUACAAGUUGAUUUUAAGGAAAAACCCACAAAAUUUACUGUUUUUCUU